AUGGGCAAUUGGUUUUUGCGCGCAACGCUGGUCUUGACGGCGUACAACAAGGGCGCGGGAACGGGUGGUCCAUGCACAGACAUUAUGGCGGUCGUGGCGGGCGACUCGAACCGCCUCUGGGGCAGUUUGAAAUGCGCUACGUGUUUUUUAGGCUCCGCGAGCUCCCGAACAAAGCGACAGCCAAGCCCGUGUUGUGCUUUCACAGCCGUGCGCAUAGCACAAGGCCCAGACCAGACCGGACGCCGCAAGAGGUCGGUAGUUGAGGUGUUUGUUGUUCUCCGCCUUGAUGAGGCCAUACGUGACGCGUCACGCAUGAUGAAGACGGCGUUUCUUCCUCCUUUCGGCUCCGACAAUCGACACAUCAUUCUUUCCAACGAGAAUACAAACGGCUUCCUUGCUCUACGAGGGCUACUGGACGUCUAUCACCGUAGUCUGGAGGAGUCUAUCAGAACCUACGGCGAGCUGCUUGAACUCGAUUUCUGA
Molecule: messenger RNA, 483 nt
Organism: Heterobasidion irregulare TC 32-1
Lineage: Eukaryota; Fungi; Basidiomycota; Agaricomycetes; Russulales; Bondarzewiaceae
Exons: 1
Coding region: 1-483 (160 amino acids)
Source: RefSeq, a predicted model, not a curated record